AUGGACGCAAUCCUCUACUGUAAACUCUCUCUCUCCCCCAACUUCACGUGGUAUUCUUAUCCAACAACAAUGGCACCGCGUGGUUUUACAAACCCCGCUCCUAGGACUGAAUCAGCGCGGUCCGCGCUCAGCUCCUUCACCUGCACCCUCUGCAACAAAUCUUACUCACGUCAUCCGGAAUACGAAGCGCAUAUCGGCUCAUACGAUCAUCAGCACAGAAAGCGUUUGCAAGAUCUCAAACAGCUUACACGUGAUCCAAAUGCCGCCGAGAAGAACCGCCGCGCAGAACGCAAAGCCGAUGCCGAGGCCGGUCUGAAAGUCAUUGAGACUCCCGGAGACAAGGUGGGAUCAAGUGGAGGAACAUCAGGUUUUAAGAAGGGAGGGUUCAAAAGCUCAUUCACCGCUGUCAAGGGAACCGCGGCUGCUACAGCCCCAGUCAAGAAGAACGUUCUAGGAGACGAGGAAGAUGAUAGCUUGAAACCUCACAAUGAUGAUCCAUCGAUUGGGGCCAAGUCCCAAAAGAGUGAGCUCGGCGAUGUGGAAAGUGACACCGAUGAGGAAUAUGGCCCAGAUGGAUAUUAUGAUCCUCGCCGGCCAACCGACUGUUUCGAUGGGUGUGGUGGUGCGCACAAUGUCUGA
Messenger RNA from Penicillium griseofulvum, 639 nucleotides. RefSeq names its product putative C2H2 finger domain protein. The transcript is spliced from 3 exons. The record is from RefSeq and is a predicted model, not a curated record. Bases 1 to 639 code for a protein of 212 amino acids. Lineage: Eukaryota; Fungi; Ascomycota; Eurotiomycetes; Eurotiales; Aspergillaceae.